CUGCGCCGCCAGUCGUAUGUCAUUCAGCGUGCAUGGUAGUUGUGGAUUUGAUAAUUUUCAUCUAAAAUCGCGAUGCGCCUUCGGAAGUGACUUUACAGUGCAAAGUGAACACAGAAACAUACAAAAUGCUCGCGGACGGUGAAAUAGUUGGUGACGGGUCAUGGAACCUCACAAUCUACGUCACGGACAUGAACGAAAAGCGAACCAUGGUCGUGAAAGGAGACAUGCACAUCGGCGGAGUUAUGCUGAAACUGACCGAGAGCUUCGGUAAAGAAUUCAAAAAGGACUGGUCAGAUCACGCGCUAUGGUGGCCCACACGCAACAAAUGGCUGUCCAGACCAAAGCACACACUGGACCAGUACGGAGUCCACGCGGACGCGGCACUUCACUUCACGCCAAUGCACAAACCCCUCAGAAUACAACUGCCAGAUUUAAGAUACAUCGAUUGCAAGAUUGACUUCUCCAUUGACACGUUUAGCGCAGUCGUGCAACUGUGCAAAAGUCUUGGUAUAAGACAUCCUGAGGAGCUAUCUCUAUGUUAUCCCCUCGAACCGUCACACUUGAAGCAGAACUACCAGAAUUUGAAGGAAGCGAAAAAGUUAAAGUCCACACAAGCCCCCGACACAAAUAGCUUUAUAGCAGCCACUAGGGGUUCUUCAAAUAGCUUGGACAGAUCCAUAGCCUGCCCUGCCACGCCACCGCCACCACGCUCAUUGUCUGCCACGCCUGUUGCUUCACACCAGAAUGGCACACUGAGGCGUUACGGUGGCCACAUUCACAGCACACAGAGCGACGGCUCAAGCGAUGGGGGUUACUGCGGGACACCACCGCGUGCGGCGUCUUUAGACGCUCUCGACUCUUUGGCAGAGCUUUCUCUGGCUGACUCACCCUUGGAACCCGACAGCCAGUCGCGGGAGUCACUCCUUACGCCAAAAUCGCUGAUGGAACGUGCGAGGAUGAAUGUUGGAUGGCUAGAUUCAUCCCUAUCCAUCAUGGAGCAAUACGUCCGCGAGUGGGACACGUUACAACUACGUUUCAAAUUCUACUCGUUCUUCGAUCUGACGCCGCGAGCGCAAGACGCGCCCAGACUGAAUCAGAUGUACCAACAGGCACGCUGGCAAAUCUUAAACCAGGAGGUGCAUUGUACUGAAGAAGAAAUGCUGCUGUUUGCCGCACUUCAGCUACAAAUUGAACUGCAAACACUAGCCGGCGGUGGCGUGGACGCGAACGAUGGGUCUGGCGGGGCGGGCUCCACCACCGCCCCGGAGGACGAAAUAGAUGCCGCCUUGAGUGAGCUUCAGGUGCAGUUGGAAGGCGGGCCGCCCGCGCGCCCCGACAUCACACACGUGCCUGAACUGGCGGGAUACCUGAAGUACCGAGGAAAGUGUCGCGGUGGUAACUGCGUAUUCUCUCGUCAACGGUUCACGCUGCGCGCGUACAAGCGCGGCUGGGUGUCGUGCCGCGACGGCGUGCUGCGCAUCCACAGCUCGCGCGACGCGGCCGCCAGGGGCGACGCGCCGACCUACGCCGUGGAGCUGCGGGGCGCCGAGGUAACACCAGACGCGCAUCCGGCCUCGGGCAGGUAUGGCAUAAAACUCGAAGUGCCGUCAGAAGACACCAUGCACGAGAUGUGGCUUAAGUGUGAAAAUGAGGAGCAGUACGCAGAGUGGGUGGCCGCGUGUCGACUCGGUUCCCGAGGCCGCUCGCUCGCAGAUUCCGCCUUCAGCACCGAGGCGGCGGCCGUCAAGACGCUACUGGCUCUACAGCGACCGCAGCCAGAGGCGGCGCUGCACAAGCACAGUGUACCCCACCUCGACCAUCUGCAGCCAGAGAACUACCUCGCGCCACGCUUCCUCAAGAAGUUGAAAAGCAAGUUCACUCAACGCGUGCUGGAAAGCCACGCCAACGUGAAGGACCUGCCGCUGCUGGAGGCCAAGCUGCAGUACAUCAAGACGUGGCAGAACCUGCCCGACUAUGGACAGACGCUGUUCGUGGUGCGCUUCAUGGGCCACCGCAAGGACGAGAUCAUCAGCAUCGCCAACAACCGCAUCAUGCGCCUCGACCCCAACACCGGCGACCACAUCAAGACUUGGCGGUUUAGUACUAUGAAGGCAUGGAACGUAAACUGGGAGAUCAAACACAUGAUGGUCCAGUUUGAAGAAGGCAACAUAAUCUUCUCAGUGCAAUCCGCCGACUGCAAGGUCGUACACGAGUUCAUCGGAGGCUACAUAUUCCUCUCCAUGCGCUCCAAGGACGCGAACCAGACGCUCGACGAAGAGUUAUUCCACAAACUGACCGGGGGAUGGACGUAAGGACCGAACUAAAGUACAAUGCUAUAAUAUGUAUAGAACUACCCACAUUCUUGUCCUUGUUUAUUAUGAUUCAGCAAUUCUUGCACAUGAAUCAAGAACUAUCAUCCCCAUAAGAUUUAACACUGAGAUCUAUAGUGUAUGUUGACUUUGCUCAGAGUUAAGUUAAAAUUAUACGAACGACAGCGAUAAUAAACUGUCUCUUUUUAUCAGCCAUAAGUCUGAGCAAGAUCUAUAGAAUAUACUUUGUGCUCAGACUUAAGUUCCACUUAAAAUGAGAGAUUUAUGUCAGCGAUAAAAGCCGUGUCUUAAGUCUGAGCAAAGACAAAGUUCGCUCUAUAGAUCUCAGCCUCAGAGUGGACAGUCCAAAAAAAUACUUUCUACCUAGUUAGAUAGUCUCUGUCUAGUGUCUUGUUUUGUCCAUGAAUCACAAAAUUGUGCGAGAAUUGCUAUUUGUUAAAAAUUCACAGAAUCAGGGCCCUGGCCUGUUUCGUUUAUCUAUACAUUAUUGUGGAUUAUGGAUGCCUUUGUGAAUGUGCCUUCAAAAUUCUGACACCCAAUUUAUAACUUGAUAGAAUUUUUAAUAUUGAGUAACUACUCAAUCAAUAAGAUACCUAUUCCAUAAAUUUUCAUGUGAAAAAUCGAUAGUGAUUGGACGCAUGAGUCGCUCGCAAUAAUUGUGAAAAAUUGUGAAACUACUCCUUUGGGAGAGAACCUUACAUUUCGGUUUACGUAUAGUGCGCGCAAAACAAGUAUAUAGUCCAAUUUGAAGUUGCAUCAUGGCGUUUGCGCAGGUUUUAGCUUGAAAUCUAUAGAGCGCAGUUUGACUUUGCUCAGCCUUAAGACACUGUUAAAACGAGACAGCGUUAUACCGCUGGCAUAAAUCUUGUCUCGUUUUAACUACAGCUCCAGUCUAAGCGAAGUUAAAGUACGCUCUAUAGAUCUCAGCCUCAGACUAAGAAUAAAGUACUUACUAGAUACUUGUUUUGCACUGUAUCUGAUCCAAUAUUAAUAUCGAUAAAGGUACCGAUACUUUUGUUACGAUACCGAUAUUUUUUAUACUCGUUACUUUGACGAUUCCCUAGUAAAAUCGAAUAUUACUUUUGUUAUUGGUCACUGUUCUCACACAGUAAAAGAUGGUAUUGUUUCAAUAAUGGUAUACCACAUAAUAAUGAAUUGACUUUUUAUUUAUCUGUAUUAUUGACUCAGGAUUGACUAGAUCUUAAUUUUAGUGCUUCCAUUUAUAUAUUUUUACCAUUGCCAAAUAUAAUAUUGUCGCAGAUCUAUAUAAAAUAAGCUCCAUUGUGUACAGUAUGAACUAUAAAUACAUCACUUAGUUAAAGUAUAUUUUGAAAAUGUCAAUUAGAUUAAUUUCGAAGAAUAAUAAUGGAAAUGAAGUUUUAUAUUUUUAGAUAAGACAUACAUAUUUUUUUAGCUAAACUGCCACUUUCAUUCACGUUAAGGAAAUAUUGCAACUUUACAAACAAAUAUGUAUUCCAAUUAUACUAAGCCUCCAUCCAACUGUCUGUCAGCGGCCUUGUAUCUCAUGAACUGUAAGAGAGAGCUGAAAUGUUCGCAGAAUGUGUAUUUCUAUUGCCUCUAUAACAACAAAUAAUAAUAAUUGCAAAAAAAUAUAAUGUAAAAGUACGAUGGUACGAAACCCUUUGUGCGCGGGUCUGACCCGCACUUGAUCGGUUUUUUUUCAGCUUAGCAAUUUCAACCGUAUAUCCACGUACAUAAAGGCGAGUUUAAGUCGUUUACAAAAACAUUUUCUCUAUUCCGUUUGUAUAAUCGUAUACACUAUUUACUUAACGCGAAUGGAUAUUAGUUCUGUAAGAAUUUAUUAAAUGUUUAUAUAAGUGCCAUCACAUCAAACACAUAGUUUUGUAACUUCGAUAAUAAUUCAUAAUUCAAUAUGGUGCUUUAUAAAAAAAUAUAUUUAGAAUAAUAAUAUUUUUGAGUGGCCUUAAUUUUACAAGACUUUUGCUUCUGUUUUAUACAUUGUAAAUAACAUGAAUAUUACUUUAGGUUAACAAUACUGUUAAGUGGAAUUAGAUGGCAUAUUUUUAGAUGUUUCAUUAAAAAAAAUUAAAUAAGUGAUGUCGAAGGACUAGGUAGGCAGUGCCUUUUUGCCCAUGUGAAUCGCACGCUAAGGUUAAAUCGUCAUACGCAACAAUAUUACAUUAAUAAACUACAAUACAAAGAUUUAUUUUAUUAAUUGUUGACUACUAGUCAAGUUAAAAUCGCAUGAAAUGCUGUCACGUAAUUAAUUCGUAGUGUGUAUGAGUAUUAACAAUGAUACAAAAUGAAUACUAUAGAUUGUACAAAAUGUAUGUACACAAAUAUUAUUUAACAACUUAUGUAGUAUGUUUGUAAAUUAAUGUCGAAAUAAAUGUAAAUGAAUAACAA
This is a messenger RNA of Maniola jurtina (meadow brown), 4718 nucleotides long. RefSeq names its product unc-112-related protein-like. The transcript is spliced from 12 exons. Lineage: Eukaryota; Metazoa; Arthropoda; Insecta; Lepidoptera; Nymphalidae. Gene Ontology annotation, molecular function: integrin binding. Gene Ontology annotation, biological process: cell-matrix adhesion; integrin-mediated signaling pathway. Gene Ontology annotation, cellular component: cell-substrate junction. The record is from RefSeq and is a predicted model, not a curated record. The coding region runs from base 126 to 2312 and encodes 728 amino acids.